CACUCGAGGGCACGGCCUUAUUUCUCACGCGCAACGGGUUCAAUAUCGAACGCUUCCUUGGAUCGCCCGCUCACUGGCAUCACCAAGGCCUCUGCAAGCUGCUGUUUUUCUAGUCUGGCUUCUACGCACAUCGGCAAAGCAACAGCCGCAGCGGGAGGCGUUGUCCUGCCAAGUCAUUAUUUUACAGAAAGAGGACUGACUCGACCAGAGGUAAACGUCAACGGACACCAUGAAGAAGACAUCCAGCAAGCCGAAGCAGGAAGGUCAGAACGAAAGGCAUGCACAACCGCAUCGACAGCCCCAGCCGAAUCCGCAGCCGAAUCCGCAGUCGCAGCCGCAGCCGCAGCCGCAUCCACAGCCGCAUCCACAGCCGCAGCAGCAUCCGCAGCCGCAUCCGCAGCCGCAGCUGAAUCCGCAGCCGCAGCCGAAUCGGCAGCCGCAGCCCAAUUCGCAGUCACAGCAUCAACAGCGCACUGCAGCAGCAGCAGCAGCAGCAGCAGUGGCGGCGGCCUCAUCCACACCGGUAGUGGUCGUGCUGCCGCAGAGUGAGUCCAGCGAGAGCACCAGCACUUCGACGUCGAGCUCGUCGAGCACUAGCCGGCACGAGUACGGCAGUGGCACCGUGGACACGACCAGCUCGUCGACCAGCACGGCGGCAUUCCAGACCGGAAGAGGCCAGGCUGUUGGACGCAAGCGCAGGCUCCGGUACAGCGACACCGUCUACCCUGGUCGCAGGAAGAGGCCAUACUGCACCAACACCGGCGUCAUGACAGAGCCAGAGAGCAGCAGCAAGUUCUGGCUGUACUCUGUGGUGGCCAUCGUGCUGACCGCCACCACGGCCAGCGCCAUCAGCAUGUCGCUGCGCGCCGCCGACGCCGAGACGGACGAGCCGCGCCAUUACGUCCUGCCCAAGCAGGCGACCACCUCGCAACCGCCACAGUGCAAAUGCGCCAACGGCAGCGGCACGAGCACGACGAAUUCCGACGUUGUCCCGGUCGACCUACGCCGCCUCACCACCGUCGAACCACAGUGGCUGACGACGGCUGACGGCUCAGACCGAGGGGCAGCCAGUGGGCCGUUCAAGAGCGGUACGGCUAGCCCGGACAGAGCUGCGGCUGCCGGCGGCGGUAAUGCCACCUCUGACGGACACGUGGGCGGCGAGGAUGCCUCGGCCCACGACGGCGUGCCGCAGCAGGUCGCCGAAAAGGCCCCCAAGUCACUCGUCGCGUACAAGAUCGGGCCGGGCCGACGAAAACACGGCCCUCGGACGUCGCCCACGUCGGGAACGCCGGCGAAGAACGACACCGGUACGCGAGCGGCACGGCAGGUACAGACGCACGCGAACCCGGCACAACCAGACUCCGCAGCCAGAUCGCGGACGACGUUCAAGCACGCCACUGGAACGAACGAGAAGACCAGCACUUCGAAGACGACCCCCCUGUCCUCGAAGACGGGGGCGAUCGUGAAGCACGGAAUCGAGGAGGCUACCGCCGGGAAGCCGGAGAGGCCGCCGGUCAACGAGUACGGUGACCGGCAAACGCCAAGAGCUGCAGCGAAGACCGACGUCGGGAUGACGUCAGGCGAACUCGGUGGCUCGACUGGUGCUACGCGCACUGCCACUGGUGCGCAAUAAUUAACGUCUACGCAGUGCAGAUUGAACGGCCGCCACACGUAUAUGGUGGAGGGCCGACACCAAUCAGUACGACCCUCGCCACGUAAUAGUGCGGUGCGACCGUUAUAAGCCAUCGCGGCAGCUGUGAAGCAAUAUUUAAUAAAGAGAACUAGUACGAUUCUAUAA
Dermacentor albipictus is the source of this 1798-nucleotide messenger RNA. RefSeq lists its product as uncharacterized. Lineage: Eukaryota; Metazoa; Arthropoda; Arachnida; Ixodida; Ixodidae. The record is from RefSeq and is a predicted model, not a curated record.